Molecule: messenger RNA, 645 nt
Organism: Rosa chinensis
Lineage: Eukaryota; Viridiplantae; Streptophyta; Magnoliopsida; Rosales; Rosaceae
Product: protein VARIATION IN COMPOUND TRIGGERED ROOT growth response-like
Exons: 4
Coding region: 1-645 (214 amino acids)
Biological process (GO): defense response
Source: RefSeq, a predicted model, not a curated record
AUGCAAGCACUAGAGGGUUCUUACCUCAACCCUAUAGAUGCUAUUGAAGUACUUGAAGAAAAGGCCCUCAUAAAUACUGAUAGAUCUGGUAGGAUUUGGAUGCAUGACUCGCUGGAGGAUAUGGGAAAAGAAAUAGUUCGUAAAGAGUCACCUGAAGAUGCUGGCAGACGUAGCAGACUAUGGUUUCAUGAGGAUGUUCGUCGUGUUUUGACCGAAAACACAGGCUCAAAGAAAGUUAAAGGCAUCAUUGUAGAGCUACCAGGAGACGAUGAGAUAUGCUUGAGUGCUAAAUGCUUUAAAAAGAUGAAUAAUCUUCAACUUUUUAUAAACAUUAAUGCAAGGUUCACUGGAGAGGUUAAUUAUCUCCCAAACCAAUUGAGAUUCCUUGAUUGGCCUCGAUUCCCAGCACAAUCUUUGCCAUGUGGCUUCGAUUCACAAAAACUUGUCAUGCUCAAUAUGCGAGAUAGUCGCAUCUCACGACUUGGGCAAGGACUCAAGAUGCAACAAUUGAAAUCUCUAAGUUUUGCAUGUUGCAAAUUCCUAAAAAAGGUCCCUGACUUGUCUGGAAUGCCAAACUUGGAGAGGUUGGAUUUAAAUGACUGUGCAAGUUUAGCCGAGUUGCAUCCUUCUGUUGGAUUGCUAUAA